AAUAAAAUUCAUUCACAGUGGAGAACAAACACAAUCUCUAUCUCUCUCGCGCUGUCUCUAUCUCACUCCCGUUGUUUGUAGCAGCCACGAUGCAGAGACAAUCCCUGGGUUCACCAUCACCCAAACUCCCCAAACUAGAGACGCUCCUCUCCGACGAAGACGAUGCUCCCAAACCUCACCGUCUCUCCUCGCCUCCUCCAUCACCGCACAAGUUCGUUCACUUCAUUCCUGUCCUCACUCUCCUUUGCUUCUUCAUCCUCUACCUCUUCUCCCACGCUCCCUCUCCAUCAGACUUGAAUCAUUUCUCCAGAUUCAACCGCUCGCCGUCGCAUCAUCUAGAUUUGCCUGACAAGAUCGGCGGCGACAUUGGACAUUACAUGGAUGUAAAACGAAGCGACGUUUUGGCGAUCCGAACUUUGCAGCAGAUUCCGAAGUCACGCUCUCACAGAAAACUCGCCGAUUAUUAAGCUCACACACGUGCUCGCUUCUUGCCUUCCGUAAUCGUUCCCUCCAUUCUAUAUUCUUGUUCAUUGUACAUCCAUUCGCUUUUAUUUAUCGCUAUAAAAAUUAUAAUAAGAAAUAAAAAUCAAUUUCACCUGCUCAGAUCCUCCAUUGUUUUGUUAUCUCUAUUUCUCUGCUAAGAAAAUGAGUGAGUGAGAGUGUUCAUCGUGUUGUGUUUCGGCGUAAGAUAGCGAGCGUGCGCCCGGUGAGUGUUGGAUACAGCUGGAGUUGGGGACCGUUACUGCAUCCUCAGUCUUGGGUUGCGGUUAAAUGCCAGCUGGAAUUCGAAGUGUUUUUUUUUUUUAAUGAAGAAGGGAAUUGAGGUGAGGUUUUGGCUGAAACGGAACGAGUUACCGGUGGGUGCAUGGGAAGUCCGUGCAACCCGGCUUGCUUUGAGGCUAGGUCCACGUGUCAUUGUACGGGGAAGUGUAAUGGCAAGCAACGAACAGGAAAAGUGCUAUAGGUGGCAAAAGUGUCGGUGCUUGAGUGAAAGACUCAUGAAAUAAAUCAGUGCUUGCUUGGACUCA
Vigna umbellata (rice bean) is the source of this 1028-nucleotide messenger RNA. RefSeq names its product ribosome maturation factor. Lineage: Eukaryota; Viridiplantae; Streptophyta; Magnoliopsida; Fabales; Fabaceae. The record is from RefSeq and is a predicted model, not a curated record.